Colius striatus (speckled mousebird) is the source of this 1611-nucleotide messenger RNA. It is a transcript of the gene SLC18A1, whose product is annotated as solute carrier family 18 member A1. Gene Ontology annotation, cellular component: terminal bouton; synaptic vesicle membrane. Bases 1 to 1611 code for a protein of 536 amino acids. Gene Ontology annotation, biological process: transmembrane transport; aminergic neurotransmitter loading into synaptic vesicle; xenobiotic transport. The record is from RefSeq and is a predicted model, not a curated record. The transcript is spliced from 16 exons. Lineage: Eukaryota; Metazoa; Chordata; Aves; Coliiformes; Coliidae. Gene Ontology annotation, molecular function: serotonin:sodium:chloride symporter activity; xenobiotic transmembrane transporter activity.
AUGAAGCCACCUCAGGACUCGCUUCCUCAAGGGAGAAACCAUGAGCUGUGGGAGGCUGUGGCUGUGGCCAUGGGCUGGCUGGCAGAGGGCCGGGCCUCGCGGGGGCUGGUGCUGCUCGUGGUGUUCGUCGCGCUGCUGCUGGACAACAUGCUGCUGACGGUCGUGGUACCAAUCGUCCCCACCUUCCUUUAUGCAACAGAAUACGAAGGUGCCAACAGCUCUGCUGCCCCAGCCCCAGCUGAGACGGCUCCUCCAGCCUUGGAGGCUCCUUCUUUCUCCUCCUUUUUCUCCUACUUUGACAACACCACGGUGACAGUCUCAGGUUCCACGAGCUCCGUGGAGAAUGGGCCAGGGAGCAGCAUCCUGCCACAGCCCCCCACCAGCAGCUCCCCGCUGCCGAGCGGCUGCCUGGAGGGGGACGAGUUCCUCGCCAAGGAAAACGUCCGUGUGGGGCUGCUGUUUGCCUCCAAAGCUCUCGUGCAGCUGGUGGUCAACCCCUCCGUCGGUCUCCUGACCAACAGGAUAGGAUACCACAUCCCCAUGUUCAUCGGCUUCAUCAUCAUGUUCCUCUCCACAGUCAUGUUUGCUUUCUCAGGCACCUACACCCUGCUGUUCAUCGCCCGAGCCCUCCAGGGCAUUGGCUCGUCCUUCUCAUCGGUUGCAGGCUUGGGGAUGCUGGCCAGUGUGUACACAGACGACUGUGAGAGGGGCAACGCCAUGGGGAUCGCUCUCGGCGGCUUGGCCUUGGGUGUGCUGAUCGGGGCACCCUUUGGCAGCCUGAUGUACGAGUUCGUGGGGAAAUCCGCUCCCUUCCUGGUCCUGGCGUUCCUCGCCCUCUUGGACGGAGCUUUGCAGCUCUGCAUCCUGCAGCCCUCCAAGAUCUCCCCCGAGAGCACCCAGGGCACACCGCUGCUCACCCUCCUGCGGGACCCCUACGUCCUGGUGGCUGCAGGAGCCCUCUGCUUCUCCAACAUGGGGGUGGCCAUGCUGGAGCCCACCUUGCCCAUCUGGAUGAUGCAAACCAUGUGCUCCCCAAAGUGGCAGCUAGGGAUGGCAUUUCUCCCUGCCAGCAUUUCCUACCUCAUCGGCACCAAUCUCUUUGGGAUUCUGGCUAACAAGAUGGGCCGGUGGCUGUGCUCCCUGGUGGGCAUGGCUGUGGUGGGACUCAGUCUCCUCUGUGUGCCUCUGGCCAAAACCAUUUACGGGUUGAUUGUCCCAAACGGGGGGCUUGGCUUUGCCAUAGGGAUGGUGGACUCCUCGGUGAUGCCGAUCAUGGGGCAGCUCGUGGACCUGCGCCACACCUCUGUCUACGGCACUGUCUACGCCAUCGCGGACGUGGCCUUCUGCAUGGGCUUUGCCAUCGGCCCUUCUGCAGGCGGCACGAUCGUCCGAGCCGUGGGGUUCCCCUGGCUGAUGGUCGGCAUCGGAGCCAUCAACAUCGCCUACGCUCCCCUCUGCUGGCUCCUGCGCAGCCCCCCCGCCAAGGACGAGAAGAUGGCCAUCCUCAGCCAGGGAUGCCCCAUGCAGACCAAAAGCUACACCAUGCAGAAGCCCCCUCGCGACUUCCCCCUCACGGAUGACAGCGACGUGGAGGCAGAACACGCGCAGUAG